Molecule: messenger RNA, 1515 nt
Organism: Callorhinus ursinus (northern fur seal)
Lineage: Eukaryota; Metazoa; Chordata; Mammalia; Carnivora; Otariidae
Source: RefSeq, a predicted model, not a curated record
AUGGCUCUGCCCAUUGCAGAACUCCGGGGCAGCAAAGAGCUCAGUGUUCUGGGAACUGAGCAAGACAGGACAGGGCUGAAAACAAAGCAAGAGAGGAGGAAGAGCCAGGCCUGCAGUGGACCAGAGAAGCAAGAAGAGGAGCAUCCUGGGCAUAUUUACUCACAGUCUUGCAAAAUGGCAGCCACACAUCUGUCUGCUAUAUUGGACCAUGCUGGUAUCCAUAAGAGGAACACAAAGGUGGAAAACAUCCACUCUGCAUUACAGAACUCAAUAACCUUUGAGGAUGUGGCCAUGGACUUCACCCAGGAGGAAUGGGCGUUAUUGAAUUCACGUCAGAGAAAACUGUACAGAGAUGUGAUGCUGGAGAACUAUAGAAACUUGGCAUCUCUGGAAAAGCAGCUCAGCAAACCCACUGUGAUCACCCAGAUGAAACAGGAAGAUGAAAUGAAAACAGGGACAGGAAAUCACCAAGAUACCUGUUCAAAUGGGAUGGUUCUCCUUAAAACCAAACAACCACAACAUAAGCAAGAUAUUUUGGAGAAAGAAGCACGCAGUGGCAAGAAGCAUGAAAAAACUUGCAUUAGAGAGAAAUAUUUUCAGUGUAGCCAGUGUGGUAAAGUAUUACAGAACCACUCAUCCUUUGCAUUGCACAUGAGAACCCACAGUGGAGAAAAACCCUUUAAAUGUAACCAGUGUGGGAAAGCCUACAGUUCAAGCUCUUAUCUUACACGGCACAAGAGAAUUCACACUGGGGAGAAGCCCUAUGAAUGCCGUGACUGUGGAAAAACCUUCAGAGAUAGUUCACUUCUUAGACAACAUGAAGGAAUUCAUUCAAGGGACAAACCUUACAAAUGUGAUCAGUGCAACAAAACCUUCGGUAGAAGCUCUAGGCUUACCAUGCACAAGAUAAUACAUACCAAAGAGAAGCCCUAUGCCUGCAAUGAUUGUGGGAAAACCUUCAGUAUUCUUUCAUACCUUACAAGACAUAAGAGGGUCCACACUGGUGAGAAGUCCAUUGAGUGUAGCCACUGUGGAAAAGCAUUAAGUAGUCCAUCAGCCCUGAAGACACACCUGCGGAUACAUACUGGAGAGAAACCUUACAAGUGUGAUCAGUGUGGGAGGACUUUUAGAAUGAGCUGUAAUCUUAAUGUGCACAAGAAAAUGCAUGCUGGAGAGAAACCGUGUACUUGCAAUGACUGCGGGAAAGCCUUCAGGGAUCACUCGUGCCUUAAAGAACACGUGAGAAUUCACACUGGGGAGAAACCCUUUGCAUGUAAUCAGUGUGGGAAAGCCUUCAGAGUGAAAUCUUUUCUCACUUUACACAUAAGAACUCACACUGGAGAGAAACCCUAUGAGUGUGAUCAAUGUGGGAAAACCUUCAGCGUAAGGUGUAAUCUUACUGUGCACAAAAGAGUCCAUACUGGUGAAAAGCCCUAUCAAUGCAGUGUCUGUGGACGUGCUUUCAGUAAGCUCUCCUCCCUUCGACGGCAUCACGAGAGCACUCAUGCUGGAUAA